Molecule: messenger RNA, 1215 nt
Organism: Leptosia nina
Lineage: Eukaryota; Metazoa; Arthropoda; Insecta; Lepidoptera; Pieridae
Source: the annotation of a GenBank genome assembly
AUGAUUACCAGCGUUGACAUUCAGUCACCUCUUCGGAGAAGACGGUCUCGAGUGGUGGGGGCGGGGGGGAAGGCUAAAGGAGCUCUCGGUGCAGGCAGGAACGCGAAACGCAGGGACCGCGACCGUUUCUCAUGCAUGGAGGAACACCAUUACAGAACGCAUCUUUUCUUCUCAGCACCAAGGGCCAGUACACAGUACAACGAUGGCUCAGAACGAUGUGGACCAGUUCUCGGUGGUGGUACCGGUCCCGAUUUGGAACCCCCUCAGCCGCUCGUCACGCGGGAACCAUCUGUCUCCUUACUGCGAUGGGACAGACCUGCGACCACGGAGCGCCGACGGACGGAACCGGUGUCCCUGGCGACCCUGGAGAGAGACUGCUUCGUGAUACCGGCACAUGCCCUCGAACGGUUCCUACCUGAUGGCGUACCGCUACCAGUGCCUCCUCCUACACCAGAAAAGGGCAUGGCAACAAAAACCGCGCCGAGCUCUCUCAGCGUCCUCGAAGUAGCGGACCCAAAGCUUUGCAUAUUAGCUCAUCUCAUGAGCCCCCUAGAACCUAUAGAGCCUAUAUUAGAAUCUCCACUUGCCAAACCCUUGGCCAGACAGAAAACAGCCGCUGGCGAGUUAUUAAAUGACGUCGCACAAGCGAAUACCGCCGUCGGUGGUAUGCUCCUGGCUAACAUGGAAAAGAACGCAGAAUUUCCAUUCAUAUCAUACUAUGUUAUAAACACUACGCAAACAGAUCCACUACUCUUCUAUAAUAACAUGAGAUGCGCUUCAUUAUCCAAGUUUGAUCCGAAAACUAUACGUUACUCAGCGGCGCACACUUUAGAUUUAUACAGCGAAGUGGCGAUGAUAUGCCGACCUCCGUUCAAUGACUUAGCUGGUGGACCGAAGAAGUCCCACACCCCUGGCACUGGAUUUAUAAUUAGUGUAUACAAGGUAUUCGAGGGUGACGAUGGUGAGCGUUUCGAGAGAAACUGGCUGUACUGGACUGGCGCAAGGAUGCUUUACCGACAUCUGCCUCACUCCGUGGGCAUGAGGAAGAUCGCCCUUCACAAAUCAGUGGCCACGCACGGCGACAAAAUGUACCUCCUCGUCUGCGAAUGUGCUAAUCUGUUAGAUGACCUCUCGGGCGCCGCUAUGUUAAUUACUGCCUUACGGGCCAGGCUGUGUGGUUACACUGGGCUGUAUCGACCCAUACAGACUUUUUAG